CUGUGCGUUCCACCUACCCGGAAGUGGCUCCAUGUGCUGAGUGCUGCUGCUGGUUACUGUUGCUUGGUAAAGCAUCGCUACCUAGACUAUUUACUCGUGAAGAUGGAGACAGACAAAUCUUUACUGUCAGCAGAGCGCAACGCUGAGAUGGAAGAAGCUUUGUAUGAACAGAUGUUAUUGAAGGCUAAAGAAGAAAUACAGAGCAGGUUGCCAAAUCUUUCUGAAUCUAAACAAAUCCGGCCACAGCCAGGUUUCUGCAUUAAGACCCGAACAUCAAAAAACACAAAGAUCUUUAUCAACAUCUGCAAAUCAAGUCACAUCCCUGCAGCUCCAGACAUCAGCGAGGCAGAGCUGGUUGCUAUCUUAGAGUCAGAAGACCCAUCUGGUUAUCGAGUUCCUAUGAGCAUCGGAGAACCGCACGUAGAAGUGGAUAACAGUGGGAGCGGAUGCACUGCCUACGACAUUGUGAUAAAUAAUUCCUUCUUCGACAAGAUUAAGGAUAAUGAGCUGUUCAGGGAAUUCUUCGUCACAGUAGCAAUGGAAGGACUUGAAAACAAGUAUGAGAUGGAACUCUCUAGAGAGUGGAGAAUGCUGAAGAACCGAAAAUUCAUGGGAUCUAUUUUUGAUCAAAACAUCAGAACAAAAUCCAAGCCUAUCAUCCAGGAAAUUGAUCCAAGUGUGUCUCGGAAUCCCCAGAGCAAGCCACUGAUUUCAGAGAUUCAAAGUUCAUCAGUCGUUCCCGAGUAUACAAUUGUGGCAGAACCAUCUCAAGGGCAUCCAAGCUUUCUUGUGGCAGAAAUCUCUUUACCCAAAGUAUCAUCUGUUCGAUCUCUUGUUCUUGACCUCGGAGAAGAUCGAAUAGUAUUAUUGGCAAGGCCUGAUCUGUACCAUUUGGACAUCUUCAUACCUUACAACAUUAUCCAAGAAGAGAGUGGAGCCCAGUUUAAUAAAAGCACAAAGGUUCUGACAAUUACAAUGCCAGUCCAGCCAUCCUAACGAGUGCACUGCUAGAAGAUUUGAAUACCAGUCCUUCAUCAACAUACUGAUCCAGUGGAUCCGAAAAUGCAUAUGUUUUACAUGUUUUGUGUUUGUGUUCAUUCUAAAAUGCUGCUUACUCCUGAAGUGGAAAAGACUCGAUCCACGGGAUUUUGAGACUUAAGCCUAUUUAGUAAAUCUGGUUUGGAU
Molecule: messenger RNA, 1185 nt
Organism: Pelobates fuscus (common spadefoot toad)
Lineage: Eukaryota; Metazoa; Chordata; Amphibia; Anura; Pelobatidae
Gene: PIH1D1
Product: PIH1 domain containing 1
Exons: 11
Coding region: 103-996 (297 amino acids)
Biological process (GO): rRNA processing; box C/D snoRNP assembly
Cellular component (GO): R2TP complex; ribonucleoprotein complex; cytoplasm
Source: RefSeq, a predicted model, not a curated record